Eimeria necatrix is the source of this 444-nucleotide messenger RNA. RefSeq lists its product as hypothetical. Lineage: Eukaryota; Apicomplexa; Conoidasida; Eucoccidiorida; Eimeriidae. The record is from RefSeq and is a predicted model, not a curated record. The transcript has a single exon. The coding region runs from base 1 to 444 and encodes 147 amino acids.
AUGUGGGGGUUUGGAUUAAGUCUCCGAAGGCACUGGACUUCUCUUAAGAAGCGGCCCGUGCGGCUCUCCAGGUGCCGCGCGUCCACUGUGAACUGCAGCAGCAGCAGCAGCAGCAGCAGCAGCAGCAGCAGCAGCGGUGGGGCGGCGACCCAGCAGCAGCAGCAGCAGCAGCAAGCCAGCAGCUCUCUGCAAGCCCAGCGCCCGCCCUCCCAACGACCCACAGCCCGCGCCCCACCCGCAGCAGCAGCAAACCACCAGCAGCAGCAGCAGCAGCAGCAGCAGCAGCAGCAGCAGCAGCAGCAGCAAUACCUGUAUGAUUUUAAUUGCGUAGACCUCCCCGUCCAGUCUGUGUCGGGCCCUCAAAACCCUUCCAAACCCUCCCUUGCCUAUUGGGGCCAUAUCGUAGAAGUCCCGCUGCAGUCGGGGGCCCUCUUGGUUGUCUAG